AUGCGAAUCAUGGAUCCAUUUCAACCUGGCUUGCACAAUGAGGUUUAUCCAUUCGUUCACCCUUUCAAAUUCAAGGCAUCGUUGCAAGACAAAGUGACACUAAUUACAGGGUCGACUGGAACAAUCGGUCGGGCACUGGCAGAGUGCUUCUCUAUUGCCGGGGCUAAUCUGGUCCUUGUUUAUAACCGAAAUGAACCUUCUCCUGACUUCCUGGAUAGAUGUCGAACUCUCGGUGCCGCAGCUGUCACACCCAUUCAAUGCAAUGUGUCCGACUUGGACAGCUGCCAGAAUCUCAUAAAGGAAGCGGAAAGUACCUUGGGCAAUAUCGACAUACUUAUCAACAAUGCUGGAGUGGAUAGUAUAGGACCGAUGCACGAAAAAGACCCCACAGCUAUCCUUCAAGACUGGGCUAUCAAUUUAAAUGGCCCUAUGUAUUUGAUGCGUCUAGUUAUGCCAAGCUUUAUCCAGGCCGGAAGUGGCACUAUAAUCAACAUAGCCUCUAGAGGCGGAACGGUCAAUAUCCCCUUUAACACCACUUACUGUGCUAGCAAAGCCGCACUGAUACGACUUACCAGCUGCUGGCAAGCGGAAUUGGAACUGGGAGGUCAUGAUGGGAUUCAGAUGUAUUCCAUCCAUCCAGGUGCCGUGCCCUCACAGAUGACAUCUGCAGCCAAUUUAGAUGAGAUAAUGGGUCAAUACCCCCAUGUCCUCAAGGUAAUGGCUCAAGUGUUGGAGGGCUUCAAAGAUUCUCCUUAUUUGAGUGGUAUGGUAUCAGUGGCUUUGGCCACUGGUAUUGCAAAGGAUUGCCUAAAUGGAAGAUACUUUGAUGUCCAACAGGAUCUAGAGCAUGUAAUCACGCAGGCUCAAGCUCUGAAAGCUAAUCCGGACCUUUACACGUUGCAAGUGGGAUUCCUAGGUGGCUUACCCAAUGACGGAGGGACAGAAAAUAUAUCUCCAGAGAAAUCCUUUAUUUUUCCUGGGUAUUAA
Molecule: messenger RNA, 987 nt
Organism: Fusarium mangiferae
Lineage: Eukaryota; Fungi; Ascomycota; Sordariomycetes; Hypocreales; Nectriaceae
Exons: 5
Coding region: 1-987 (328 amino acids)
Cellular component (GO): membrane
Molecular function (GO): oxidoreductase activity
Source: RefSeq, a predicted model, not a curated record